Molecule: messenger RNA, 1182 nt
Organism: Chenopodium quinoa (quinoa)
Lineage: Eukaryota; Viridiplantae; Streptophyta; Magnoliopsida; Caryophyllales; Amaranthaceae
Exons: 1
Coding region: 1-1182 (393 amino acids)
Molecular function (GO): nucleic acid binding; RNA-DNA hybrid ribonuclease activity
Source: RefSeq, a predicted model, not a curated record
AUGGAGCUUCCUUCUACAAACAAAGAUGACUUCAUCUACUGGAAGUUCCACCCCCCGGGAAGAUACACGCUUAAGACGGGUUAUUACUUCCUUAUGAGAGAGCAAGAAUCAGCUAGAAGCGACAUUCAUAAUGACAAGGACCAGGAUUUUGUAAAGCUGAUUUGGAGGCUGAAUAUCCAGCCUAAAUGGAAGGUCUUUUUAUGGAAGCUCUACCACAAUGGUCUUGCCAUAAAGGUUAAUUUGGCCAAUAGGGGUAUUCCUAUGGACGAAACGUGUGGUUACUGUGGGGAGGACCCCGAAGAUACCCAACAUCUUUUCAGAUUAUGUAUUCUAGCAAAGGAAGUCUGGGGACAUAGCUCUCUGGCAAUUUUCUCUGACUCUACUGGAUUUGACUCAUUGAGAGAUUGGAUCCAAUCAUUUAUCCUGCUGUUUAAUAGCGAGGAUGGUAAGAAUAGUUCCCGUGUUACCCUGUUCAUAGCAACGCUAUGGGGAAUUUGGAAAACAAGAAACGCGAGGUGCUUCAAUGGUAGGACUGGAGGAAGAAACUUGGUUAAGGAGUUCAUCGAUCAAGCAAUGAGAAACCAUGAGACCUUCACAAAUGAGGAUGAACGACAAUAUGAGAAUAUGGAGGAGGAACGACAUGGGAACCUGCCCCCACCAGGUUUCAAUCAUGUUCAGUUGGGUCGAGUAAAGGAGGGCUUUGCAAAUUUCAGGGUAAGCGUGGAUGGUUCUUGGGAUAAAAAGACCAAGAGGGCAGGGAUUGGUUGGUCAGUCAUGGGAAAUGGGCUAGCAAUGACGACAAGGGAAGGAGGUAGACACAGAGCCGCGAACUCAGCCCUUCAUUGUGAAGCUUGGGCAUGCUUGGAAGGGAUGAAGUGGGCCCAGACCCAGGGCAAACAGGGUAUCCUCAUUCUGUCUGAUUCGAGCAGCCUCAUCAAUAACCUUAGAGGCGAAAAAGGAAAGGACUUAGAGAUAUCAUGGACGGUAAAUGAGAUAAAAGAGUUGGGUGCUUCCUUCUUUAGUUGCACCAUUCUAAAGGUGUCAAGAGACCAAGUUAACAAUCACUUUUGUAUACACCCGGUUUUCAGUAAUUUACUGUACAUCGAGUUCACUUUUGUCAAAUUUAGUGUCACUUUUGUCAAAUUUAGUAUCACUUUUGUGAAAUUUAUCAAUGAAGCAUAA